UUCAUCCAUCAAUUGUGACGCCUGCGACUCUCCUUACCGGCACCCGUAGUGUGGUUUGCGACGUGACUAAGAUCGGAGAAAUUGUGAUCCAACAAACAUCUUUCGAAAAUGGCAAUAACAGCUGAUCACAUCCGAAAUAAACUAAUUAAGGAGCUCCCGGCAGUGCACGUGGAUGUGGAGGAUACCUCACCCAACAGAUGUGCCGCCAGCUUCAAAGUCCUGGUGGUGUCGACGCAGUUUGAGGGCAAACCGUUGUUGCAGAGACACAGGAUGGUGAACACGUGUCUGGCCGAGGAGCUGAAAGAGAUCCACGCUUUUGAACAGAAGACGCUCACACCCGAACAGUGGGAAAAACAGAAGUCACAAUGACACACAACGUAACACAUUCCUCUCUGCUCGAAAUUAAAAAACAUUAAAAACAAAACAGGCCUUCAUACUCCUCUGACAGACGUAAAGCAGACAAGUGAUAUUCCUCCAUGUUAAUAAACACGGUUUAUUGA
Mugil cephalus (flathead mullet) is the source of this 500-nucleotide messenger RNA. RefSeq lists its product as uncharacterized. Gene Ontology annotation, cellular component: nucleus; cytosol. Gene Ontology annotation, biological process: intracellular iron ion homeostasis. Gene Ontology annotation, molecular function: 2 iron, 2 sulfur cluster binding. NCBI's taxonomy places the organism in Eukaryota, Metazoa, Chordata, Actinopteri, Mugiliformes, Mugilidae. The coding region runs from base 109 to 369 and encodes 86 amino acids. The transcript has 4 exons. The record is from RefSeq and is a predicted model, not a curated record.